This is a messenger RNA of Mangifera indica (mango), 2315 nucleotides long. RefSeq lists its product as uncharacterized. Bases 11 to 2098 code for a protein of 695 amino acids. Gene Ontology annotation, molecular function: protein binding. The record is from RefSeq and is a predicted model, not a curated record. The transcript has 8 exons. Lineage: Eukaryota; Viridiplantae; Streptophyta; Magnoliopsida; Sapindales; Anacardiaceae.
UGUAACAUUUAUGGAUUCUUCCAAUAACUUUCACAGCAGUGACGAAGACGAACUCGAAAUCACUGAGAAGAACCAAGAAAAUCCCGGAGACCAAACUGCAGAAUUGCAAAGCACUGAGUCUGAAUCCAUCAGAGAUGGAGAGGAAAACAUUGAGAUUGAGGAAGAUGAAUUGAGUCAGAAUGAUGCGACUUCAGAGAAGGAAUCAACGGAAAACAGCGAUGAUGAGGAGAAAAGCUUUCAGAAUGGGGAGGAUCAUAUUUUUUACAGGCCAUUAUUCAAGGCUAUACAAGAAAAUGACUGGAAAGGUGUAGAAGAUUUCACAAAAAGACAUCCAAAGGUGUUGACGGCCACCAUUAAGGUAUCUAGAAAAGAGAAAUUUUUCCAAACAAUUACUCGAAAUUUAGACACACCCACUUGGCUUAUGGAGAAUCUAUUAAAAGAGGUGAGUCCAAAAUCACUUGAAGAGUUCGUAGAUUACCAUGGAGAGUCUGUUAUUUUUCGUGCUGCUAAAUAUGGCCAUAAAAAGGCUGUAGAGGCCUUUGUGCGUAGAAACCCUUGUUUGCCAAAUAUAACAAAUGAGGAAGGCUAUCUUCCCAUUCACAAAGCAGCCAAGUCUGGCCACAAGGAAACGGUUCAGUUUCUUCUCUCAGUGACGCAGACACGAUUGGAUGAUAAAAAUGGCGUUGAUCUUCUUCAGUACCUCAUCAAUUCCGGUAUAUAUGAUGUAGCUUUGGAUUUAUUAAAGCGCUAUCCAAAGUUGGCUCGUGAAUCUGAAUACAGAGGACGCAUUUUAUUGAAGUUGGCAAAUAGACCUCUCGCAUUUGAAAGCGGGAGUCAUAUGGGAUAUUGGAAACGCUUAAUCUAUCAGUUGAUUCCUAUGCAAGGUGAACAGAUUCCACUUCCUGAAAGUGUGAUCGGAGACAUGGAGAACCCCUCCGAUCAAAAACAAGAUGUGAUAACAAAAUUGUCACAUCCAAAAUUUCUUCUGCAAAUCUCUAUUGCUCUCGGUGCUUUGUGCCAAAAGUUAUGUAUUUUUCUUUGGAAUGCACUUAUGCAGCUUGCACCCAGUAUCAAGUCCAUUCGGGAAGGGAAAUUGAUGCAUGCACAAACACUUGAGAUAGUUCGAAUAAUGUGCCACGAAGAAAUUAUUUGGAGUGACGACGGAUUCUAUGACUCAUUACGUAUUCCAUUUCUUACAGCUGCAAGAUUGGGGAUUCAAGAGCUUGUCGAUGAGAUUCAGAAGGCCUACUUUUAUUCAUAUUUGAAUAUUGACAAAAAUGAUAAUGGUAUAUUUGAGCUUGCAGUCUUGAAUCGCCGAGAAAAACUUUUUAUGUUCUUGAAGAAAAUGAAUUGCCAUAUAUGGGAAUGGAGGGCCGCCAAUACAGAUACCGGAAAAGCUAACUUUCUGCAUUUAGCUGCCAAGUAUGUACCUUCAACCGAAAUCUCCGGUGCAGCACUGCAAAUGCAAAGAGAGUUGCAAUGGUUUAAGGCUGUGGAAAGAUACGUCCAUCCAUCUCUUCAAGAACAGGUAGAUGAGGAAAACAGAACGCCAAGGCAAGUGUUCACAGAAGAGCAUGCAAAAUUGCUAGAACAAGGUGAAAAAUGGAUGAAGGAAACAGCUCAAUCGUGCACGCUUGUAGCUGCUCUCAUAAUCACAGUCGUCUUUGCAGCAGCUUUCACUGUUCCAGGUGGCAACAACCCAGAAGGCAUGCCCAUGUUCUUGCAUCGUCCUUCUUUCCUUGUUUUUGCUGUAUCAGACUCGCUUGCACUCUUUUCUUCUACUGCAUCAUUGCUUAUGUUUCUGGGCAUCCUCACAUCGCGUUAUGCAGAAGAAGAUUUUGUGAAGUCAUUGCCAAGUAAAUUGAUCAUUGGCCUCGUAUGCUUGUUCUUUUCUAUUGCAACCAUGAUGGUGGCAUUUGGGGCUACUAUUUACAUAUUUCUGUCUCAUCCAUGGAAAUGGGUUAUUGUUCCAAUUUCGCUGCUUGGAUGUGUGCCAGUCACCUUAUUUGGCUUGCUACAGUUUCCUCUAUUCCUUGAAAUAUUUUCAUCCACUUAUCAUUCUAGAAUUCUUCAACCAAUUAUUAGGAAGUCAAUGUAGUUCACUUUUUUCUUUCCAAAAGCUACACUAUUGGAAACGAACUGAUUCAGUGCGAUUAAAGAUCCCUAGAGGUGAAUGUUCGCCGACGACUAUUUUGAAAUUAAAUUUUUUUAAUAUAUAAAUCAAGGCUGAAAAGUUAUGUAAUCAAGUUUGUGGGGCAAAAUGUUAUCUAACUUCACAACAUUGAAAAUAAUAAAGGGUAUUUUUAUCUUUUUAA